AUGCAAGCUAUUCGCCGGAACGCGGCCUCUGCCCUUCGAAACGCUGCUGCAAUCCAGCGCCGGGCAUACUCCCCUGGCCCUUACUCUGAGACUGUCAACAACCUUCGCAUCAAUGGCGACACCAAGGUUCUUUUCCAGGGAUUCACCGGAAAGCAGGGGACUUUCCACGCCGAACAAGCAAUCGCCUACGGUACCAAGGUUGUUGGUGGUACCAACCCCAAGAAGGCCGGCUCUACGCAUUUAGAUCUCCCAGUCUUCGCCAAUGUUAGCGACGCAGCUAAGCAGACCGGUGCCACUGCAUCUGCCAUCUUCGUUCCCCCCCCCUUGGCUGCUAAGGGUAUCGAGGAAGCAGUUGAGGCUGAAAUGCCUCUGGUUGUCUGUAUCACUGAGGGUAUCCCUCAACACGACAUGGUCCGCAUUACCGACAUUCUGAAGACCCAGAACAAGACUCGUCUGGUUGGCCCUAACUGCCCCGGUAUCAUUGCUCCCGGUCAAUGCAAGAUUGGUAUCAUGCCUGGCUUCAUCCACAAGCGUGGUCGCGUCGGUAUCGUCUCCCGUUCUGGUACCCUCACAUACGAAGCUGUCAACCAGACCACUCAGGCCGGGCUCGGUCAGUCUCUGGUUGUUGGCAUUGGUGGUGACCCCUUCUCUGGUACCAACUUCAUCGAUUGCCUGCGCAUCUUCCUUGAGGAUGAGGAGACCGAUGGUAUCAUCAUGAUCGGUGAGAUCGGUGGCAGCGCUGAGGAAGAUGCUGCCGAGUUCUUCAAGGCCAACAACAGGCACAACAAGCCUGCCGUUAGCUUCAUUGCGGGUAUCAGUGCUCCCCCAGGUCGCCGUAUGGGCCACGCCGGUGCCAUUGUUAGCGGUGGCAAGGGCGGUGCCGACUCUAAGAUCUCUGCUCUUCAAGAUGCUGGUGUCGUUGUUGAGCGCAGCCCCGCUGCUCUAGGCAAGUCGCUCCUUGCCGAGUUUGUGAAGAGGGACUUGGUUUAA
Aspergillus puulaauensis is the source of this 990-nucleotide messenger RNA. RefSeq names its product succinate--CoA ligase (GDP-forming) subunit alpha (gene TCA8). Bases 1 to 990 code for a protein of 329 amino acids. The transcript is spliced from 7 exons. Gene Ontology annotation, cellular component: mitochondrion; succinate-CoA ligase complex (ADP-forming). Gene Ontology annotation, molecular function: succinate-CoA ligase (GDP-forming) activity; succinate-CoA ligase (ADP-forming) activity. NCBI's taxonomy places the organism in Eukaryota, Fungi, Ascomycota, Eurotiomycetes, Eurotiales, Aspergillaceae. The record is from RefSeq and is a predicted model, not a curated record. Gene Ontology annotation, biological process: tricarboxylic acid cycle.